AGCCAAUUUGGCUUUAGGCAGUUCGGCCGAGACGUCUUGCUCCAAGACCCCGCCUAUGUCGCAUUCCCUGCGCCGCACCACGCACGCUGCCAGCGAAGACGACGAACUCGAGGCGUACAGCCGGCUUUUCGGAACUCAGGGCACCUUCAGAUCCAGGGCUGGGCCGAAGAGGCCUCCCAGGCACCCAAAGGCCGCCAGGGCCGUGGCCGAGGCCCUGGAGCAGGGGAAUCUGAGGCUCGUGCUCAGCCGCACGGAGUCGCUGCUGGAGGCGCACGCGGGGGACGCGCUGCUGCUGGCCCUCAGGGCCGUGGCGCUCGAGCGGGCGGGGAGGCGGCAGGAGGCGCUGGCUGCCUGCCAGCUGGCCUGCGCCGCCGAGCCGACGGAGCUGGAGGUGCUCGGCCACCUGCGGACAGUGUACCAUCGAAGCGGCCUGUACCCGGAGGUGUCGCGCCUCUACGAGGUCGCGGCGGCUGCGGACGAGGGAUGCGAAGGCGCCUCCCUGGCCUUGUUUCUGGCGCGGGUGAGCGAGGGGGACACGGUGGGGCAGCAGGAGGUGGCCUUGCGGCUGCACUCCUGCUUCGGGCGCCCGCUCUACCUGUACUGGUCCAUCGCCGCCGUGCUGCUGCAGCCGCUGGGCAUUGGGCAACAUGCGUCCCUGGACCUGGCGCAGCGGCUGCUGCAGCGCCUGCCUGAGCUGAGCGGCUGCGACGGCGUGGCGGGCCGCUGGGAGGCCCACAGGCUGCUGCUGCUGCACUUGGCGACGCUGCGGCAGCAAGGCAGGCAGGCUGAGGCGGCAGCCCUGCUGGCCGAGCACAGGGCGGCCGUGCCGCUGCCCCGCGACGAGGACGGCCUCAGGGUGCGGCUACUGUCGGAGGCUGGCGAGCGCGGAGCGCUCGAGGCGGCGAGGUCGCGGUGGCUGCGUCGGGUGGGCCAUUGGCGCUCCGCCAGAGAGUACGUGUCCCUCGCGUUUCAGUGGGACGGCCUGCCCCUGUUGGCGCCGGCGCCGCUGGCUGCAGCCGGCGAUCCGGCGCCACGCGCGGGCGGUGGCUUUGCGUGGCUGGCGGGCCUGGCCGGGCGCCUUGGGCCGCCUAGCCCGCUCCUGGCCGCUGGGCGCGGCCCUGGCCUGCGUGACGCUCGCUGGCGGCAGUCCGCCUGUGGCGCACCCGCCGGCCCAGAGCCUGAGCCGCCCCGGCAAGGCGGCGGCGUCGCCGACGCGUACUCGCUAGCAGUGCACCUGCAGAGCAACCGCGACGCCGCGGCCACGCGCGUGCCUUUCCUGGCCGAGCUGGAGCUGCGGGCGCUAGCGCUGGCCUGUGGUGAGCGCGAGUGUUGGGAGCGGGCCGCGGCCAGGCGACCGCGUGCCGACCGCGCCGUUUGGCCAGUGCCCGCGCUGUCGGGGGACCUUGACGACCUAGCCGACGCCCUCGCUGGCUACUUCAGCCUCUUCGGCCACUCGGGCGGCUGCUACGCGGACCUGAAGCCGUACCUGUGCCUCUUGGACGCCCCGCGGGCAGAACGCCUGUUGGGGCGGCUGCACCAGCUGGAGCCCUUGGGCCGCUCUGCGACGACGGCGGCCGCCAGGGGCCUGGCAGCAGACGUGGCGGAGAGGGCUGCAGAGGGUGCGGUCGCGGUGAUUGGGGCCGCGGCCAGAGACGAGGAGACAGGAGGCGGGGCGGCCGAGCCCGAGGUGUGCAGGAGCGACGCUGGGUGGGUGGCCCUCUGCGAGCACGCGCAGAGGCAGGUGGUGCUGGCGCGCCUCCGGCGUGGCCUGUGCGCUGCGGAGGGCCUGGGCCUGGAGGGCAUGGCCAGGGAGGUGGACGGCCUGCUGCGUCUGUGGGGCGAGCUGCGGCCCAUGUCGGCGAACCACCCGACUUCCAGCGAGGGCUUCUGUACGAACGGGGUGUGGGAGGAACUGGAGCCCACCGUGGACCCAGACGAUCUGCUGCUGGCGGCGGCGGCGACGCUCCUGGACAUGGACCGCCUCUUCUGUACGCAGGUGUUCCCUGCGUUCUCUGGCGGCGAGGGCGCUCGAUUCCCGGCGGUGGCCGAACGGGUAUACUUGCUGGACGCCUUGGUGCUCCUUGAGCUGGGCGCGAAGGCCGUGCCGAACUGCGCGCGGGUCCGGCUGCUGCUGGCGGCGGUGUACGGCGCCGCUGGCGCUGGCGGCAUGCUGCGCAAGUGGCACGAGACCAUUGGCGCGGGCGCCAUCUCGGGGCACGGGGCGCUGCUGCACGCGUCGCUGGAGGGGCUGCUCGCGCUGGGGUCCUGGGAGGAGGUGCCCGAGGCAUGCCGGCGCCUGCGCCACCUCCACGCCACCUUCGAGCGCGCGGCGCGGCUGGAGCCGGCGGCGGCCUGCGAGGGCGGGGCGACUCACGGGCUGCUGCGCGGGCGCGAGGUGGCCGCCGCCUUGCGCGGCCUGUACUGCAGCCUGGCCCGCAGGCAGGCCGUGGUGGCCGAGGCGGUCCUCGAGGUCCACGCCGCGGGUGGCCUCGUCGCCGCCGCGGAGCGUCUGGAGCAGCGGGCGGCGGAGCUGCAGGACGUCGCCGGGAAGCCGUCCAGCUCCUGGGACUGCCCACCGGCGCAGCCUAGCGCGGCGCUGCGGCAGCUGUACGCGCUGCCCCGCUGCAGUCCGCUGCAGGCCGUGGCCAUGGGCGUCGUGGGCGCUGGGCACCUCGCUCUCGGCGCCCCGCCGCUGGCCCUGGAGCCGCUGCUGGAGCAGUGGGCUGCGGCCUUCCGCCCCGCGGUGACGGACGCCAUGGUGACGGCGGCUCCCUCGCUGUGGGCGUGCGCGUGGGCGGGCCAGCGGGCCCCCGGGCCGAAGGCCUCCCGAGAGGCGGGAUAUACCCGCAGGGCGCAGGGCAGCCUGGCGGCAGGGCCGUGCGGCGUCGAGGGCUACCCCGCGCCGCCCACAAGCCGGCCGAGUGCCCUCGAGGAGGUCGUCGACCCGCGGCGGGUGGACACCGCGAGCACUGUCAGGCUGAGGGCGCUGCUGCUCCUGGCCGUGCGCGCCAUGCUCAAGCCGGAGCCCUCUGCGGAGGAGAUCUCCCUCCUCCUCAGCGACGCACACUCCGAGACGGCGCCCGAAGAGGCGGCCCGUUCCGCAUGGGGCGAGGAAGCGCACUGGCCCCCGCCUUGGCGGCCUUCGCCCACCGCUGCGGACAGCGUGUUCUGGCGGUGCGCGCUCCUCGCCUGCGACGUGGCGCACAGGGCGCUCAGCGUGCCGGCCUUCCGCGGCGGCGCCGCGGAGAGCGACUACACGAGCGCCGCGGCUGGCGCCAGCGCAGUGCGAGACGCCGUCGGCCCUAGCGGAGCGCCCGCCGCUGCUCCUGCCGCGGCCGACUGGGCGAACCUCCGGCGCGGCCUCGCAGCGCUGCGCCUGCUGGUGGAGACCUGCGGCCUGGCGAUCCUGGGGCGCACGCGCCCGGCUGCCGAGGAAGCCCCAGGUCGAGCCUGCGGCUCCGCCUUCCGGUUCGGCGGCCAUGGCGCGAGGGCGUUGGCAUCGUUCUUGGCCGGCCCUGCGCUCGCGCUGCCUGCGGCGCUGCAGGCGGUGGCGCAGCGGCUUCCGCCGCCGAGGCGGAAGGCGAGAGGCCUCGACCUCGACCCUGCGGAAGCGUCGCGCGUGCUGCUCACGGAGCUGGUGGAGGACGCCUUGACCCUGGGACGGGAGCUGCUGGCCGAGUUGGGCGCGGCGUGCAGGGAGGGCUUCGACCACGUGGGGGCCCUUCCCGCAGCGGGGCGCGACCAGCCGGCCCCGCCACAGCUCGCGCUUCCGCGCCUAGAAUUCUGGCAGGCUUGUGGGCCUGGCGGGGAAAGGCCCAUAGGCAUCGAUGCCGACAAGCUGCGGCGAUCGGUUCUUGCAGGCCUCGUGGCCUCCCACAUCAGGCAGCUGUCCAGCCUGGAUCGCGCCUUGUGCGGGCAGAUGGAGCUGCUGCAGGGCCUGCUCGCCUCCCCGAUCAGGCAGUGACACCUCGCGUCGUCUCCUUCCCCGCCGUCCCCUCCCCUUGCUCCUCCCCUCCGUCUCAGUGUCCGUCUCCGUGGCUGCUCACCCCCACGGCUUCUCCCGGACGCCGUUGGCGAGUGGCUUGGCCUUGGUGGGGAUCCAAGAAGGGCCUCCACGAGGUGGUGAGUGGCUUGAGCGACGCCCAGUCAGAAA
Molecule: messenger RNA, 4153 nt
Organism: Prorocentrum cordatum
Lineage: Eukaryota; Dinophyceae; Prorocentrales; Prorocentraceae
Source: the annotation of a GenBank genome assembly